Messenger RNA from Nasonia vitripennis (jewel wasp), 411 nucleotides. Its product is annotated as histone H4. Gene Ontology annotation, cellular component: nucleosome. The record is from RefSeq and is a predicted model, not a curated record. Gene Ontology annotation, molecular function: DNA binding; structural constituent of chromatin; protein heterodimerization activity. The transcript has a single exon. The coding region runs from base 50 to 361 and encodes 103 amino acids. Gene Ontology annotation, biological process: nucleosome assembly. Lineage: Eukaryota; Metazoa; Arthropoda; Insecta; Hymenoptera; Pteromalidae.
AUCGUCGUGUCUCGUAGCUCUGUGAACGACUCUCCUGCACUAAAACAAGAUGACUGGACGUGGAAAGGGAGGUAAAGGCCUGGGAAAAGGAGGAGCCAAGCGUCAUCGCAAAGUAUUGCGUGACAACAUCCAGGGCAUCACCAAGCCCGCCAUCCGCCGUCUGGCCAGACGUGGUGGUGUUAAGCGUAUCUCCGGACUCAUCUACGAGGAAACACGCGGAGUCCUCAAGGUCUUCCUUGAGAACGUGAUCCGUGACGCUGUCACUUAUACCGAGCACGCCAAGAGGAAGACAGUCACCGCCAUGGAUGUUGUCUACGCUCUGAAGAGACAAGGCCGAACCCUCUACGGAUUUGGCGGUUAAAUCAUUGACCCUUUUUUUCAUAACUCAAACCAAUCGGCCCUUUUCAGGGC